AUGUCGCAACAGAUGGGAUCUUAUUCGACGACCGAAAAGAAGCGCCAGCUGUUUUGGCGCAAUGUGAUGAAGCAGUUCAACUUUACGGACCAAUCGGAGCGCGAGCUGCUGCUGUCGCUUACAGAAGGCGUCUGCUGGAUGCACAUGCAAGGACUUCCACGACACUUUAUACGUCGCCAUCGAGAGAUCUAUUACCUCUUAUGUGCGUCCGAGUACGAGCGCUCGGACGCCAUUCGACGUGACGUGACACGUACUUUUAGUAUCUUUGAGAGAAAUGACGAGCAUCAACUCGAAACACAACAGAGUGCAUUAUUUCGAGUCCUAAACGCAAUCGCAGAAGCUGAGGAUGUCUACUGUCAGGGUAUGAAUUUCAUUGCGGCGCUCUUCUUGGUGGAAGGCCUGUCAGAAGCUGACGCCUACGCACUGUUCCUUUACAUGCUCAAAAAGCGUCAUCUGGCGGGGAUUUACCAUCGCAGCUCCAUCUUCUUGGACGAGUAUCUUCAGCAUUUUGAACAAAUGUUUAUUCGAGACUUGCCGAUGCUGCACGCACAUCUUUUAGUGCAAGGCUUUGUCAUCCCCAUGUACGGCAUCGAAUGGUUUACAACACUCUUUUCGUUGUCGACCAAGACAGACCUCGCGUGCGCAAUAUUUGAUCUCUUCUUUGUCGGCGUGCAGGACAUUUUCUUGCGAGCAGGACUAGCGAUGCUUAAGCUUCUCGAGUCCAAGCUCAUGUGCAUGACGUUUGAAGACUUUUUGCGCGAGUUCAAACCUCUUGUACGAGAACUGGAUCCGUACCAGGUUAUUUUACAAGCCCUUAUAUUCCGACCAAACCACAAAAUGCACCGUGAAGACACGACUGCGUAUGUAUCUCGUGAGCACUUUAUCCGAGCAACGGGCACUACAACUCCUUCUUGCAGCAAAACGGGUGCCUCAAGCAGCGACAGCAUUUCUGCAGAUGGCGAUGAAGAAUCUGCCUCUAUAGGCGGCUUCGGAUUGCAUCGGACGCUACCACCCGAGAUGGCAGAGGCAAUCCGUUUGGGACACGGGUCACUCGUACGUCGAUUGUGGGAAGCACACGUAAUUCGCCGUCACCACAGCACUGCCGCUAGUAUCGUACUAGCCAACGAAAUUCUUCACUUUGCUAUCUGGAAUGGGCGGGUGUCGGUUGCGUGCUUUGCGAUUGAACAUUGUAACGCUGACGUUGACAAUUUGGAUGACGCUGGUCUUAGGCCUUUGCAUUUUAGUGUGAUUCGAAAUCAGCCCGAUAUGAUACGGCUACUGCUUGCUCACGGUGCGUGUAUGCAAGAGACCAGCAUGCGGAGGAUUUCGCCGCUAGAGUUAGCACAUCGCUGGAAUCGAUGUGACACGACGGCGGCACGCCUUGUAUUGGAAAAAGAAGAGGUGUGUUUGUACUGCAACACAAAGUUUGGCAUCCUGGCUCUUGAGACAGCAGUGUGUGGUCACUGCGAAUUCCGCUUUUGCUGUAAACCGCAGCAUGCUCUUUGUAUCUUUAAGCACCAGUGCCCGAGAGCUACCUGCGGUCGACGAGUUCGAGGAUUUGAUAUCGACUGUCAGCUGUUCGAACAAACGAUGGCGACGCUUAACAUUAGUGGUGAAGAGGUGGAAGGCAACCAUGAAGCGGAGACAGCCCUAUAUCUACCUAGUCGGUGCGAGGGCCGAUCCAGAGGGUCAAGCACGUCAAGCGCGACAUCUACAUGUACAUCAACAGCGUCUCUUGGGGCUGGAAGUAGUAGUGCUACACGAAGUCGCAGUAUGCUCGAGCUGUCUUUCAUCAAGGAUUUCAGCCCCCAAGCGUUUUUCGGCUCACCGGCAGGGAUGUAUUGGCUAGAGUCACCUCGCUUUGACGACACUGCUCCAACGUCCGUCGACCCAGCGCACACUGACCAAGAGACUGUUACAAUUGGAGCUCUGGAGACUGACAUAGUAUCGCUUCGUCCAACCUGGCAAGCCGCACGUCCUUUGAUCGAGUUUCCCGAUCGUCCAGAAUGGUACUGUAAUGCCCGUGACUGCCGCUUUGUCUUCACACUAUUCUCGCAAGCCGCCAAGUGUUUGCGGUGCGACGGCUACUUUUGCUCCGAGCAUGUCAAUAGUAGAACCAGACACUGCUUCGCCUGUCGGUGA
Molecule: messenger RNA, 2142 nt
Organism: Peronospora farinosa
Lineage: Eukaryota; Oomycota; Peronosporomycetes; Peronosporales; Peronosporaceae
Source: the annotation of a GenBank genome assembly